Molecule: messenger RNA, 1119 nt
Organism: Penicillium taxi
Lineage: Eukaryota; Fungi; Ascomycota; Eurotiomycetes; Eurotiales; Aspergillaceae
Product: porphobilinogen synthase HEM2
Exons: 2
Coding region: 1-1119 (372 amino acids)
Biological process (GO): heme biosynthetic process
Cellular component (GO): cytosol
Molecular function (GO): porphobilinogen synthase activity; zinc ion binding
Source: RefSeq, a predicted model, not a curated record
AUGUCUUUUUCAAAUCUCGUCUCCGACAUUGCAUUUAGGGAUUCCCAGGGGGAUGACCGUUCGCAGAUUUCUCGUGCCCAAUCUCGCACAGCUAGAUCCUACACAAGCACGGCUGCUACAAGUGUCAGCAUCUCUGGUGACAUCUCCAGCCAGCUUCAUUCUGGAUAUAGCCACCCAUUGAGCAGAUCAUGGCAAGCGGAAAGGCAAUUGACAAAGGAUAUGUUGAUCUACCCCUUGUUCAUUACCGACAAUCCUGACGAGGAGACUCCUAUUCCUUCACUACCUAAUCAAUAUCGUCGGGGUGUAAACCGACUAGCUCCAUUUCUGGCCCCACUGGUUCGCAAAGGUUUGCGAUCAGUGAUCCUGUUCGGAGUGCCGCUACACCCGGCGGCCAAAGAUGCCCUGGGCACUGCUGCAGAUGAUCCAGCAGGCCCUGUUAUACAAGCUAUUCGGAUUCUUCGGGCUCGUUUCCCUCAACUUUAUAUUACCACUGAUGUCUGUCUCUGCGAGUACACAUCCCACGGCCACUGUGGUAUUCUGCGCGAGGAUGGAACGCUGGAUAACGCGCAAUCAGUCGAUCGGAUCUCCGAUGUGGCCCUAGCAUACGCCAUCGCCGGUGCCCAUUGUGUCGCACCGUCUGACAUGAACGAUGGAAGAGUGCGAGCUAUCAAGCUCAAAUUGAUUGAGGCAGGGCUAGCACAUCGCGUGCUUUUGAUGUCCUACAGCGCGAAGUUCAGCGGCUGUCUAUAUGGCCCCUUCCGUGAUGCAGCUGGCUCAUGUCCCUCAUUUGGGGAUCGCCGUUGUUACCAGCUCCCACCAGGUGGUCGUGGUCUUGCUCGACGGGCCAUCCAGAGAGACAUGGCCGAGGGUGCUGAUAUCAUCAUGGUCAAACCUGCAAGUAGCUACUUAGACAUUAUUAGGGAUGCCAAAGAUUUGGCCCAAGAUCUUCCUGUUGCAGCUUACCAAGUCAGUGGUGAAUUCGCCAUGAUCCAUGCCGGUGCGAAGGCGGGGGUGUUUGACUUGAAAGCCAUGGCCUUUGAAAGUACAGAGGGUAUACUUAGGGCUGGAGCAGGAAUUGUCGUGAGUUAUUUUGUUCCUGAAUUCCUCGACUGGCUCUGA